AUGAAAGAAGAAAUCUCAACGAUAGUCCAUGUUGACAAGCCCCGCGCUGUCAAGGACCCUGAGUAUGCCCGCUCCUUGGGCAGGACACCCUCGUUUUGUGUCUUCGAUGAGCGGUUCAUCGGAGACGUCGUGGGUUCGGAUCCAAAGAUACAGCUAAUCGAGGAGCGAAGGGGGAAAGGAGAGCAGUUCGCUCAUGAAGCGGGCGUAUACAUCCGCGAGACCAACUCGGUGUAUUUCACCUCCAACUUCCAGACAUGCGAUCCCAUCAAUCUCUACGCCAUAAACUGUGACACGCAUGAAAUCGAGAAGCUCGACUAUCCGGAUGUCGUGCAGGCGAAUGGAGCAUGCAAUUAUCCUGGGAAGACUGCGUCUACCCAUUCCUCUGGUGCUGGAAACGGGGGCGAGGAGCCAGAUCGUCUCCUCUAUUGCUCCCAGGGUGACCAGUCAACCCCAUCCGCCCUGGUGCUAGUUAACCCAGUCACCAAGGAGUCCGAGAUUCUUCUCAACAACUUUUACGGCCGAGAGUUCUCCUCUGUCAACGAUGUCGUGAUCCACCAUGGCACAGGAGACGUUUGGUUUACGGACCCAACGUAUGGCUUUGAGCAGGGUUUCCGCCCUGAACCCGUUCUACCUGCGCAGGUGUACAGAUUUAGACCAUCUACAAAGGACUGCUACGCUCUAGCGGAUGGAUUCGACAUGUGCAAUGGGCUCUGCUUUAACCCCGACUAUACCUUGCUUUACGUCACUGAUACGGGGGCCGUCAAGGCUCGAAGUCACUCUGGAAACGGACGCAAGUUCCAAGCCGACUAUCGAAACGCUGCGACGAUAUAUGUCUAUGACGUGGUUGAUGGGGGCACCCGGAUUUCCAACCGCAGGGCGUUCGCGUUUUGUGAUUCGGGGGUGCCCGACGGGAUCAAAUGUGAUGAGAAUGGGUAUGUGUAUUCCGGCUGUGGGGAUGGAGUUCAUGUCUGGGCCCCGGAUGGGACUCUGGUUGGUAAGAUAAUUGUUGGAUGCACCACGGCGAACUUCUGCUUCGUCAAGGGUGGGAUCUGGAUGUUUAGCGAGAAGGACCUGUACUUCUGCAGAAUUCAAGCAAAAGGGGCCUUGGUUAAGAUUGAAUGCGAGUAG
Molecule: messenger RNA, 1128 nt
Organism: Trichophyton rubrum CBS 118892
Lineage: Eukaryota; Fungi; Ascomycota; Eurotiomycetes; Onygenales; Arthrodermataceae
Exons: 1
Coding region: 1-1128 (375 amino acids)
Source: RefSeq, a predicted model, not a curated record